Messenger RNA from Recurvomyces mirabilis, 1725 nucleotides. It is a transcript of the gene HIS7, whose product is annotated as Histidine biosynthesis bifunctional protein hisB. The coding region runs from base 1 to 1725 and encodes 574 amino acids. Gene Ontology annotation, molecular function: oxo-acid-lyase activity; imidazoleglycerol-phosphate synthase activity. Lineage: Eukaryota; Fungi; Ascomycota; Dothideomycetes; Mycosphaerellales; Teratosphaeriaceae. The transcript is spliced from 2 exons. The record is from RefSeq and is a predicted model, not a curated record. Gene Ontology annotation, biological process: L-histidine biosynthetic process.
AUGCAAGACACGCUCGAACGUAUCGAGCGCGCGGCGGAGAAUGUAGCGCUUGUUCUUGCUCCAGGCGGUCGGACUGUACAUUUACUCGAUUAUGCGGCGGGAAACGUUCGCUCGCUUGUCAAUGCCAUCGAGAAGCUGGGCUGGGAAGUCGAAUGGGUGAAAUCGCCCGAGGAUGUCCAGAAAGCUGAGAAGCUCAUACUCCCCGGCGUUGGCCACUUUGGCCAUUGUCUUACACAAUUUGCAAAUGCUGGCUACGCAGAACCAGUCAGACAACACAUCAACUCUGGGAAACCGUUCAUGGGAAUCUGUGUCGGGAUACAAGCUCUCUUCGCCGGCUCUGACGAAAGCCCAUCUGUACCCGGCCUUGGCGUUGUUAACGAUCGUCUGCGACGCUUCCGCAACGACGAGAAAAGUGUGCCACAUAUUGGCUGGAAUUCUGCUAACACCUCUCAUAUCACCUCAAGCGGCGAUGCGGCGGAGGGACAGAGCAUCUACGGCCUUCGUCCCGACAGCAAGUACUAUUACGUACACUCUUACGCAGCACCAUACACGCCGGGCAAGCUAGAGGCGGAUGGAUGGCGUGUGGCGACCGCACAAUAUGGAAGCGAGGAGUUCGUUGGUGCCAUCGCGCGCGACAACGUCCUAGCCACUCAGUUCCAUCCCGAGAAGAGUGGUGCGGCAGGUCUGCGAGUGCUAAAAGCGUUCCUUGACGGCAACAGAAGCGAAAUUCUACCGCAGACCAUCAACCCAUCAGCUUCAAAGGAAGGUCUGACACGACGAAUCAUCGCCUGCCUGGAUGUUCGGGCUAAUGACCAAGGUGACUUGGUCGUAACUAAAGGCGAUCAGUACGAUGUUCGGGAGAAGGAGGGUAAUGCUGUUCGCAACCUAGGCAAGCCCGUAUCGAAAGCACAGGAGUACUACGAGCAGGGUGCUGAUGAAGUGACCUUCCUCAACAUCACCUCGUUCCGUGAUACGCCACUUAAGGACAUGCCAAUGCUCGAGGUAUUACGACAAACAGCAGCAACAACUUUCGUGCCACUGACCAUCGGUGGCGGCAUACGAGAUACCGUUGAUCCCCAGACGGGCCGAACGGCACCUGCACUAGAGGUCGCGACUUUAUACUUCAAGUCUGGUGCAGACAAAGUAUCCAUAGGCUCGGAUGCAGUGACGGCGGCAGAGCAGUAUUAUGCUGACGGGCGGAAGCUAUCCGGCAGGACGGCUAUCGAGACGAUCAGCGAAGCCUAUGGUGCGCAAGCAGUGGUUGUCUCUGUCGACCCGAAGCGCGUGUAUGUUUCUGGUCCAAACGCCACCAGCCACCACACUGUACAGACAUCAUACACCGGGCCGCAGGGAGAGAAUCACUGCUGGUAUGCUUGCACAAUCAAAGGUGGUCGAGAGACACGCGAUUUAGACGUGGUGCAGCUUGUCCAAGCAGUGGAAGCGAUGGGUGCUGGCGAGAUCCUGCUAAACUGCAUCGACAAGGACGGCACCAACUCCGGCUUCGAUCUUGAGCUCAUCAGGUCCGUGAAGGCUGCCGUCAAGAUCCCGGUAAUCGCGUCAAGUGGCGCUGGUAAUGCAGAUCACUUUGCCGAAGUCUUUGAGCAGACGAAUGUGGAUGCCGCGUUAGGAGCAGGCAUGUUCCAUCGUGGCGAGUGGACCGUGAAGCAAGUCAAGGAGGAACUGCAGAAGAAAGGCUUGUCUGUCAGAAGAUUCGAAGAUGAGUGA